AUGAAAGGCAAUGGGAAAAGCUUUGCAGAAGAAAAUCUGUAUUUGGAAUUUUCUCAUCAGGUGGAAAACUGUAUCUUUCCCCUGCAUACAUCUGUAACCUUGUUUCUGCUGUCUUAUUGUGACUGCAAAGAAUUCAAAAUUUUCUUAGUCUCUAGCAAAGGGAAUGAAAAUCUUACUAUACUUCCCCAGGAUCUAGAAGUUCAGAUUAUCUCGAGGCAGGAGCUACCACUAAUGGUCCAGAGCUGCUGUUUACCUGUUGUAGUGAAGAAGGCCGAAAAUUUCUGUCGAGCAGGACUCUCUGUCACAUUAAGGCACAUCAUACAGAAAACAUAUGAAGCUGAUACAUCAAAGAAGGAAGUUUUGGAACUGCUAGGUUUUAAGAAGACCUGUUUGAAAGCUUGUGCUGAAGUUAGCCAGUGGACCAGACUCUGUGAGCUCAGCAUUCCUUUGGCUGUGGAGAGGUUCCUACAUGAACCUUCUGAUCUAUUGCCCUCUAUCCCAGAGGAAAUCCUACAGCUGGAAAAGAAGCUCGGAGAGCCUGUGAGAGUGCACAAUGAUGACAAAAUCCGUAGGCAAAAGCUGAAGCAGCAGCAGGAGGAAGGACCUGGGCACAGCCCUGGCUCUAGGCACCAAGGAGCAUGCGGAGAAAGUACUGAACCUCCCACAGACAGCCUAGAACUCCAAGUGGCUUUAUCUAGACUCAAAGUCCAGGAAGCUCCUUCUGAGACCAAUCGGGAACCUGUGCACAUCAGGAAAACUCAAACCUCAGACCUGCCGCCUCUGGACCACCUCUUUGCGGAAGGCCUUUAUUUCACCCUUGCUGAUAUAGUCCUUUUGCCCUGUAUCCAUCAGUUUCUGGUUCACAUCUGGAAGAAGCCCUGUGGAAUUCUUGCUCAUUUACCUCUGAUAGCCUCCUGGUACCAGAAGAUUCAGGAAGUUCCUGGAGUAACAAAAGCUGCAGCCAAAUGCAGGCUACAUUUUCUUCAGUUAUCAGACCUCCCAGCCACUUUGGAUAAGCAGUCACCAAUUUUGAGUGAGAAUCCUGAAAUGGAAGAGAAAACAUGUGUGCAGUUUAUUGGAGGACCAAGACCAACUAUUUCCAAACUAAUGAAAAAAGGCAUUGAGGCAAAGUUUUCUCCCCAUCCCUGCCCCAACUGGACCCUUGAUUGGAGCAAUCUGCCAGCAGCAGUAUGUCCAGAAGAGGGCAAGAUGUCCAAUGAACGGGCUCUGCGAAAGCAGCAGCAGUUAAACAACCUAGUCUCUAUGGUGACAAAGAUGGCCAAACCUGGUGAUAUAAUUGUGGAUUUCUGCAGCGGUGGGGGACAUGUUGGAAUUGUCCUUGCUCACCUUCUGCCAUCGUGCCAGGUGCUAUUAAUUGAAAAUAAAGAAUUAUCAUUAGUACGGGCUAAGAAGAGAAGUGAUGAUCUGGGUUUAACCAACAUUUGGUUCAUCCAAGCAAAUUUGGACUAUUUUACAGGGAAAUUUAAUAUUGGGCUGGUGCUAGAGACAGAUAUCAGAAAGGUCAAUAGGCUAACCAAACUGAAGGGGUACCAGCGGCCCUAUCAGAUGGGAAAGUUAUGUCUUGAAAUCCUGAAAGCCUUCGCCUACUGGUGGAACUCUGGCCUUGGCAUUCUGGGAACCAUGAUGACUGAUUACUUUUUCUGUUUCAGUGAACCUUUCAAGGGAGUUUUAUCCUAUAAGGAACACAUGAUUCUUUGUAGAUUUGCAGAUCAGACUGCUGUACAGCUGCCUGUAGAACGAAGACUCAUAGGCAAACAGUGUAUGUGCCUUGUGGAUCUGGAUCGGGCCUGGGCUGCAGAAGAGCGUGGCUAUUCUGUCCAAUUGAUAUCUAUGGAGCCUGAAAGUUGUUCUCCAAAAAAUAACAUGAUAGUAGGGGUCCCUGUUUAAUCCUUAGGAUGUUAUUCCCAUUUGAAUUUUUAGUUAUCCUAGGAAGCUCCUGUUCGAUCUAGGAAUCCCCCAGAAACAUCUCAAACCCCAUUGUCUUUGGCAAAGGAAGCACUGACAGAAACCUGCAAAGCCAGGCUGCCCACAGAGCAUCACAAGUCCUGCUUAUGGCAUGCAAUUAGGCAGCUGCUGGUUCUCAAGGUGAAAACCCCCAGCAGCACCAGCCACGUGCCCAGGAAUGUUCAUUUAGCUAUCUUUCAGAGAAAAACAAUCCUUUGACUAGAAGGAUUAUUUCCUUUUCAGCACAGAAGUUUUCCUCCCGGCCUUGCUCAUUUGGCAUUGCCACCCAGAACUCUUUGCACCUUUUUUAGUAGAGCCUUCCUAAACUCUACAUGGAAAGUAAAGCUGAGCCUUUAAGAAAAACUAAUUUUUUUUAACAGUUGUACUUCCAUUAUAAAAAAUGUUUGCUUUACA
Molecule: messenger RNA, 2379 nt
Organism: Gracilinanus agilis (Agile Gracile Mouse Opossum)
Lineage: Eukaryota; Metazoa; Chordata; Mammalia; Didelphimorphia; Didelphidae
Gene: GSTCD
Product: glutathione S-transferase C-terminal domain containing
Exons: 12
Coding region: 1-1908 (635 amino acids)
Source: RefSeq, a predicted model, not a curated record